GUACAAAAGCGGUGAGCAAAGCGCGGUGCACACACUGGGAGAGAAGAGCUGGCAAUCCAUGCAGACCCAGCAAAGCAACGCUCCACACACAGGUCGCGCCCGAGGAUGAACCAGAACAUGCCCAAGAACUCGAGCGAGGACGAGCCGAGCUGGUUUCCAUCCAGGACAGAGGGCACCGCGUUGGACCUGUCGGCUGCCCCGCCAGCGGUGCUCAGCCCAUGGGACGUGGCACUGUGUGUGUCCGGGACCAUCAUCUCCUGCGAGAACGCGAUCGUGUUGGCUCUGAUCUGCUACACGCCGGCCCUGCGGACACCCAUGUUCCUGCUGAUCGCCAGCCUGGCCACGGCCGACCUGCUGGCCGGACUCGGACUGAUCCUCCACUUUGUGUUCCAAUACUGCCUGCGCUCACAGUUGGUCAGUCUAGUCACGGUGGGUCUACUCGUGGCUUCAUUCUCCGCUUCAGUCUGCAGCCUGUUGGCCAUCACUGUAGACCGCUACCUCUCCCUCUACAACGCACUCACCUACUACUCGGAGAGAACGGUCACCAGGACGUAUCUGAUGCUGAUCCUCACCUGGGGCAUCUCCAUCAGUCUGGGCCUGUUGCCCGUGAUGGGCUGGAACUGUGUGGGAGCCCCCUUGACCUGUGGUGUGGUCAGGCCAUUGACCAAGAACAACCUGAUCAUCCUGUCCGUGGCCUUCUUCAUGGUGUUCGGCAUGAUGUUGCAGCUUUACAUGCAGAUCUGUAGAAUAGUGUGCAGACACGCACACCAGAUCGCCCUACAGCGACACUUCCUCGCCACCUCCAACUAUGUCACCACUAGCAAGGGCAUCUCCACGCUGGCCCUCAUCCUGGGUGCAUUCGCCGUGUGUUGGCUGCCCUUCGCCAUCUACUGCCUGAUGGGAGACCACAGCUACCCCAAGAUCUAUACCUACCUCACCUUUCUGCCCGCCAUCAACAACUCCAUGGUCAACCCCAUUAUCUAUGCCUAUCGCAACCAGGACAUCCAGAAGGUGCUGUGGACCGUGUGUUGCUCUUGCUGCUCUUCCAAGAUGCCAUUCCGAUCCAGAUCGCCCAGUGAUGUGUGACACUCCCUCCCUGGACAAUCAGACUGGCUUCAAGGGGGUCUCCACUCCCCCUUCCCCUCCCCUCCUCUCCCCCCUCUCUCCAAGUGUCAGAGGUUAUGGGGGAGAAGGCAGGAGCAUGGGGUUGAGAGGGGGAGAUACAUCAGCCAUGAUGGAAUGGCAGAAUGGACUUGAUGGGCCGAAUGGCCCAGUUCUGCUAGUACUUGGGAACUGACAGUAUAAACACCUUGCACUAAAACCAACCUGACAUUGGGGGUGUGGAUGGAGAAGGGGGUUGACUCGACACUGGGCCAAACGGCAACAAGCCGACACACGUCAGGAGUGUAAUACAAAGACUAGCGCACUGUACUGAAUUUGCACAUGUCUUUUAAAGACAAACUGUAUGACAUGUACCAGGCACUUUGAACUCAGCCCUUAAACUGCACAACAGAGUCUAUUAAAAAUAAUAACUAUGUGAAUUUUAUUUUGAGAUUUCAGAUGUAUUCUUGUUUACAAUCAUAAAUAAAAAAAUCAUAAUUUGUGAUAUAAAUCCGGUGCUUUCCUCUAAGUCCAGACUGUGCCAGAUAUUUGAUUCCAUGUUUGAAUAAACGGGUUAGUCUGAGAAACUGAAACGAGAUUGUGAAUUACGAGUGUCUUAUUGCCCGCGAUUCAAAUCAUAUAAUGUGGUUCAGUUCAAAUGUGCAGGA
This is a messenger RNA of Leucoraja erinaceus (little skate), 1769 nucleotides long. Its product is annotated as G-protein coupled receptor 3-like. The transcript has 2 exons. Gene Ontology annotation, cellular component: membrane. Bases 106 to 1086 code for a protein of 326 amino acids. Gene Ontology annotation, molecular function: G protein-coupled receptor activity. The record is from RefSeq and is a predicted model, not a curated record. Lineage: Eukaryota; Metazoa; Chordata; Chondrichthyes; Rajiformes; Rajidae. Gene Ontology annotation, biological process: G protein-coupled receptor signaling pathway.